Molecule: messenger RNA, 9476 nt
Organism: Microplitis demolitor
Lineage: Eukaryota; Metazoa; Arthropoda; Insecta; Hymenoptera; Braconidae
Gene: gek
Product: serine/threonine-protein kinase Genghis Khan
Exons: 20
Coding region: 207-5969 (1920 amino acids)
Biological process (GO): peptidyl-threonine phosphorylation; actomyosin structure organization
Cellular component (GO): cytoskeleton; cytoplasm
Molecular function (GO): ATP binding; protein serine/threonine kinase activity
Source: RefSeq, a predicted model, not a curated record
AUUUUUUUUCCAUGGAUCCUGGUGCUGCUUACCAGGGGGUCAACCAAAUAGCCAGGGUCUUGGAGGUGGUGGUAAUACAUACAAUGUUUUGUGAUAAUUAAAACGGUGCGAUUUAAAUAAACAACUAAACUGUUAAUUACAGUUUUAAAUAAAUUGGGGCAGUUGUCCAGUUAUGUGGCUGCAUACGGAGAUAACCCAGGACUAUAAUGGCAUCAACCAAAGAUCCGGAUAAAGGAUCUUUUAAAACUAAAAUAAUGUCUAAUCCAACGGAACAUUCCUUUAUCCCCAUGGAUAUCGUUUCCGGGGGUGUAGCAGGAAGACUUCGACAAUUGGAGAGCUUGUUUAUCAGUGGUCCAGUCCAAGGAGGAAAAAUAGGUCAUACAUUUUCUAUUGAAACUCUUAUUGAUGUUUUAUUGAUUUUAUAUGAUGAGUGUUGUAACUCAUCAUUGAGACGUGAAAAAACAGUUUCUGAUUUUAUUGAAUUCGUAAAACCAGUAGCUGCGUGCAUAAAAAGUUUACAACUAUGCCGCGAAGAUUUCGAAAUAAUAAAAGUAAUAGGACGCGGUGCAUUUGGAGAAGUUUGUGUUGUUAAAAUGCGAGAAUCUGACAAAGUAUUUGCUAUGAAAAUACUAAAUAAAUGGGAAAUGUUGAAGCGCGCUGAAACUGCGUGCUUUAGAGAAGAGCGCGAUGUUCUGGUGUACGGUGAUCGUCGUUGGAUUACUAAUCUCCACUAUGCCUUUCAAGAUGACAAUAAUCUGUACUUGGUAAUGGAUUAUUACUGCGGAGGUGAUUUGCUCACUUUACUCAGUAAAUUUGAGGAUAGGUUGCCCGAAGAUAUGGCACGAUUCUAUAUUGCUGAAAUGGUACUCGCUAUUGGAUCAAUACACGAUUUACGUUAUGUUCACCGUGACAUUAAACCAGAUAAUGUUCUAUUGGAUGCCAAUGGGCAUAUUCGUUUAGCUGAUUUUGGCUCGUGCCUUCGAUUGUUUGAAGAUGGUACUGUGCAAAGUAACGUUGCUGUUGGUACACCCGAUUAUAUAUCACCUGAAAUAUUGCGGGCAAUGGAAGACGGACAAGGUAGAUAUGGACCAGAAUGUGACUGGUGGUCGUUGGGAGUAUGUAUGUACGAAAUGCUGUACGGCGAAACACCGUUUUAUGCUGAAUCUCUAGUCGAAACUUAUGGGAGAAUAAUGAACCAUAAGAAUUGUUUUGAUUUCCCAACAGACGACACCUAUGAAAUUUCUGACGAGGCCAAGGAUCUUAUGAGAAAAUUAAUAUGCAGUUCUGAAUUCAGAUUAGGACAAAAUGGAAUCGAAGAUUUCAAGAAACACCCGUGGUUCAAUGGUGUCAAUUGGGAUACACUUAGGGACAGCACUGCUCCCUACAUUCCUGAAGUUUCCUCACCAACUGACACGUCUAAUUUUGACGUUGAUGACAAUGAUGUUCGUAGUUCAGACGCUGUGCCACCGUCGGCGAAUUCGGCAUUCUCGGGUCUCCAUUUACCGUUUAUUGGAUUUAGUUUUACACAAGGAAGCUGCAUGUCUGACUUGGGUUCUUUGACAGUCUUGCCUCCGCGAAAGGACAAAAGUAUUGAAAUCCUUGAAGAAGAAAAUAGUCGACUGCUGCAGUCAAUAGCUGAUUUGAAAAAUCAACUUGGAGCAGCGACCACAACUCCGCCUACUGUAUCUCCAGAUUCAAAUACUGCCACGAGAAAGCUCCAAGAUGAAAUAAAUACUCUUACCAAGCGGAAUUGCGAGCUCGAGUCACAAUUAAAGUCACUGGAAACAAAUACUAGUGCUGGACAACGUGAAUUACGGGUUAAAGAUAAUAAUGGUGAUGUAAGUAAAGUAGUGGAGCUUGAAAAAUUAAUUCGUGUGUUACGUGCUGAAAAAGAGGAGGCUACUAAAGAAAAAUUGGAUAUACAGGAGAAAUUAAAACUUCAGGAUAAAGAACUCAAAGAUGCAUUGACUCAGCGUAAACUUGCAAUGGCUGAGUACACUGAAGUUACUGAUAAAUUGUCAGAGUUAAGGCAGCAUAAACAAAAAUUAUCACGACAAGUACGCGAUAAAGAGGAAGAACUGGAGGUCGUUAUGCAAAAAGUUGACAGUUUGCGGCAUGACAUCCGUAAGGCGGAAAAAUUACGACGGGAAUUGGAAAAUCGUGUUGAGGAAGCGAUGGCGGAAACGAGUAAAGAGCGGAAAUUACGGGAAAGAAGUGAAGAAUAUUGUAAACAAAUGCAAGAAGAAACUGAAAAAAUACGUCAACGUUCUGUUGGUAAUGAUGUUAGUGCGAAUCAUGCUCUAGCAACUCAAGAAAUAAAUCGGCUUAAAUCAGAAGUCGAACAGCUUGAAAUACAAUACAAUGAAAAUUUGACGCAGCAGCAGAGUCGCUAUAACACUGAGAUACGAAGCCUUCAGGAACAACUGCAUGAGGCUGAGAGUAGACGUGAGUUACUUGAACGUGAAGUUCAAAUAACAAAAGAUAAAUUGGAUGCCGCGAGACUUGAAAAUAUUACAGACAGUGAGGACACAAUAAAUGAAUUAAGUAGACGUCAUGAGCGUGAAAAAAUAAUGCUCGCUGAGGAGAAUAAAAAAUUAAUACUUGAAUUGAAUUCAAUGACUGACAGUGUCAAUAGGAUUCAGGGUGAGAGAAGACAGUUGGAGGAAGAGUACGAGGAAUUAAGAAACAAAAAAGAAGCUAUUGCACAGUGGGAGGCACAGAUCACCGAAAUAAUUCAAUGGGUAUCCGAUGAAAAAGAUGCUAGAGGUUAUUUGCAGGCACUGGCGACCAAGAUGACCGAGGAACUCGAGUUCCUCAAGCAUUCAGGUGGCGUUGGCGGGGUCGGAAGUACUUCCACUAUGUCAGAUAAAAAUUGGAGGAACCGCAGAUCUCAGAAACUUGAUAAAAUGGAAUUAUUGAAUCUACAGAGUUCACUUCAGAGUGAAAUACAAGCCAAGCAAGCUAUAUCUGAAGAGCUUACUAAAACACGCUCAGAUCUUAUUGCUGCGCAAAAGGAAUUGCGAGACUUUAGAGUACGAGUGGAUUCAAUGACGCAUGAAGUAAAACGCAAAGAAAUGCAGAUCAAGGAGCUGCAAUCACGUGUUGAGACAAAUGAUGGUUUGUGGUAUGAAAUUCUGAUUUCUAGACUACAAAGUGCCCCUGUUUAUUGGCGCAACGAGCUGCGUGUGGGGCCUCUUGUUGCUCAUCAUCAAACUGUAUUUGUGACAGCUGUUCUACUCUCCACAACUACUGUAUCGUCAAGCAAAUUGUCUUCGUCACCAACGUCUUCCACUUGUACUUCUUCUUCUACUUCAAACAUCAACAACAACAACAACAACAACAACCACAUCAUUAGAACAAAACCCCAACGUAUCAUCGUACACCAGCCGUCAUCACCCUUACCAGUAAUACGUACUCCCCGCAUCACAACAUGUCGCUUAUUAACUAGAUUUGCUACGGUCAACUCAAUCAUCAAUCGCAAUGCUGUUGCCAUCGUAUCGUCGCCUGUCUUGGAACGCCCCACAUCCCAAAUGUCGUACCUGGAACACUUCCUCAAGGAAACAGCUGGCAGUACACGUCAUGGAAGUGUGGACAGUGUGGAGGGUGAUAUUGAAGAUAACAGGGCUCCUAGUCUUACGAGUAGCAAGAGUAAUCUUUCUGAACUAAGUAUAGAUCCAACAUCACCGUUGUCUCAUGAAUUAUUAAAUAAAUCAUCGGCACACAGUCAAGCAGCCUUGCAACCAAAACCUAAAUCUCAUCAAUUUUUAGUACGGACAUUUUCAGCUCCAACAAAGUGUAAUCAUUGCACAUCGCUUAUGGUGGGAUUAACGAGACAGGGAGUAGUUUGUGAAGUAUGUGGUUUUGCUUGUCACAUGCCUUGUUGUGAUAAAGUACCAGCAAUGUGUCCUGUUCCACAUGAUAAAACCAAGAGACCUCUGGGAAUAGAUCCGACCCGUGGGAUCGGCACCGCUUACGAAGGCUACGUGAAAGUUCCAAAAAUGGGCGGUGUUAAAAAGGGUUGGAUACGUCAGUUCGUAGUAGUGUGUGAUUUUAAAUUAUUCCUGUAUGACAUAUCACCUGACAGGAAUGCCUUGCCGUCUGUUUAUGUGUCCCAAGUACUGGAUAUGCGAGACUCAGAGUUUGGCGUUAGCUCCGUUCGUGAGUCAGAUGUCAUUCACGCUACUAAAAAAGACAUUCCAUGCAUAUUUAGGAUUACAACGUCUUUGUUGGAACCUCCGGGAUUACGAAAUCACACGCUGAUGCUUGCUGACACUGAGAGCGAGAAAACAAAGUGGGUCGUUGCAUUGGGUGAACUUCAUCGAAUUUUAAAGAAAAAUAAUCUUCCAAAUACAACGGUCUUCCGUGCAAAAGAAUUGUUGGACAAUACAUUGGCAGUUAUUAAAAACGUGAUGUCAGGAGCGAUUAUUGAUCCUGAUCGUCUAGUCAUUGGUACCGAGGAGGGCCUAUUCUGUUUAGAUUUAGAUCGUAGUGAGGUUGCUAAAGUUGGCGAGGGAAAGAAAAUAUAUUUACUCGAGUACAUUACCGAAGAGCAAUUAAUCGUGGUGCUUAGCGGUAAGCAACGUCACGUACGAUUAGUCCCAGUACGUGCGUUAGACGGUGAUGAAGUUGAAUGGAUUAAAGUUGCCGAGACCAAGGGAUGUAUUACUUUAACAACCGGUGUUGUAAGACGUAAUCCUCUUACCUAUUGUUUAUGUGUUGCUAUUAAGAAACAGAACGCCUCACAUGUUAUGAUUUACGAAGUAACGCGUACGAAAACUCGUCACAAACGAAUUCACGAAUUAAUGCUACCUUGUCAUGCACAAACACUUCAAGUACUUUCUGAAGGCCGUCUAUGCGUUGGUUAUCCUUCAGGAUUUUCAAUUUAUAGUAUUUUAGGAGACCAUCAUCCUAUUUCAUUGGUCCAUCCUGAAAAUACUUUGCUUGGGUUCUUAACUUACAGUGCAGUCGAUGCAAUGCGUUGUAUAGAACUACCUCGUGGUGAAUUUCUAUUAGUAUUUCAAACCCUAGCAGUUUAUGUUGAUAGUCAGGGAAGAAAAAGUAGAGACCGUGAAAUAAUGUAUCCCGCAGUCCCUUCGGCAGUCAGCUAUUGCGAGGGAUAUUUAUUGAUAUACAGUGAAACUCACGUGGAUGUAUUUGAUUGCACAACUGGGGAUUGGCUGCAAACGCUCAAUGUCAAACGAGCACGUCCGCUAAAUAAUUCGGGUUCUCUUACAACUUGCAUGAUCAACGAUAUGCCCUAUGUCAUUCACCUGAGUAAUUUACACCAAAGAGAAUUACUAAAUUUAACACCUGUAGACGGAAGUGGCAGACAAAUAACAAGGCCACGAAGAAGAUUUUCAUUGCGAGAAGGAAAUCGUGGCGCGCGUCCAACUGACAGACGUUCUAAAAUGAUAUCAGCACCAACGAACUUCAAUCACAUUAGUCAUAUGGGUCCUGGUAAUGGGAUACAAAUUCAACGACUGCUAGAUUUACCAACUACACUCGAGACUGCUGAUCAACAACAGUACUCCAGUCAUCACAGCACUUCCCAUUUACAUCAAACUCCACAGCAACGAUUUUAUAGUCCCGUCCAACCCCCCAGCAAACCAGCUCCUCUGCCACCUAGACAUCCACCUUCCGAUACUCGUCGGCUCAGUUCUCACAUGUCACGAAAUUCUGGAUAUUCUCCUCACAAUGGAUCAACAUCAUCGAGACGAGGUCCAGCACCUCCAAGACCAACAGCGACUCCACCAUCAUUACCACGUACACCUGUCGAUCAAACUGAAUCGGAAUCUUCACACAUGCGUUCUCAUACUCCAUUAUCUCUUGGCAGCAUCGCGUCUCUACAAGACAAAGAUCAUGCAACUGGUGGAAGUCCUCGUCAUUCAAUCGCAUCAAAUAACAGUUCAAAUCCUUCAACGCCGCCUAGUCCUGCUCACGAUCAUGGAUCGUCAUCAUACGAUUCAUAAAAAACGUCACCAUCAGCAUCAACAAAAAAUAAGUAACAAAAAAAAAUAAUAAUAAUUAAGUUUUAUUAAUAUAACGGCCGGCUACUUACGACGAUCCUUGCGUAUAAAAAAAUCUGGACAACUCAAAUUACACAAUAGUUGUCGUUAGAGUUUUGAAUAUAUAUGUAAGGGUGCAAAUUUUUACUUAAAUACUUAAGUACUAAGUAUCUCUUAAGACAACUUAGUAGGCAGUAAAUUGAUGGCUUACUUCAUCAAUAAUGCUAACAAAAGUUGCCAUAGUAUUACUGCAAAUUUAUACACACAUAUAUAUAAAUAUAUAUAAAUAUUAACAUUAUUUGAAAGAAUCAAUUAAUUGAUUAAUUGCCAAAUAACAAACUUAUGUUAUAAUUAUUAUCGGUUUAUAAUUAUCAUUAACGAGCUAACAAAUUAUUAUUAUUAUUAUUAUUAUUAUUAAAAUUGAAAAUAAGUAUUGUUUUAAUGCAAUUAGCUGUUUCGCGAUUAGAAAACAGCCCUAUUUAUUAUUUUUUAAUUUUUUAUAUUUUUUAUUUGCGCGUAUUCGGAUACUUUUUAUUAUUAUUACAUAUAUUAUUAAUUAAUUAAUGAACAAAUGAAAACCAAAACACGUUUCGUCAUGACAUUGAAUUUUUUUAAAAAUAAUAUUUUAUUUAUUUACAGAAAAUCAUGAAAAAUUUUUUUCCGCAUUAAUUGUCUAUACGUGAUCACAUUAAAUUAAUUGGAUCACAAUUGUAAAUAGUUUGAAAUGUUUUUAAAUAUUUUAAAAAGUAAAAAUAUCUUUUUUUAUAAAAAAUGAUUUUAUUUAAAAAUUUUCUUUUUAUAAUUUUUUAGUUUAUUUUAUUUAACAAAAAUUAUAUAUAUUAUAUCGUGUGUCGCGUAUUAUAUUAAUUAAUUGAAAAUCAAUCGAUUUAUUGAUAAUUUUUUUAAAAAUAAUGAUAAUUAAUUUUAUUUAUACAGUUAUUUUAAAAAUGAAAACCAGUCAAAUUAUAUAGCAAUAAACUUUUAGUCGAUUCUUAUCUAAUAAUUCUUUAUAUUUAUUGGAGAAAAAAAACUAGGCAACAAACGAGUUGAUAAUAAAUUUUUUUAUUAAUCGUCUUUAAUGAAUAUUUAAAGAAAAUAAUAAAAAUAGGUUUUAUCGAAUUAAAUUUUAAAAAAUAAUCAUAAAUGCCUUAACAUUAAAAAAGGAAAAUGAUGAAAAAAAAAAAAAAAAAAAAUUUUUAUAUUACGUCGUAAUGCAAAUUCAGACAUUACAAAAAUGUCUGACAUUACGAAAAUAGAAAUACACCCAGUGUGAAUAUAUAUAUUAGAUUAAGCAUAAUAAUUUGUUGCAAUUCUGAUAAAUAAUUAGUAAUAAAAAAAUAUUACAAGUCGUUCAAGAUAAGUGACUCGAUGCGAUGGAAUGCAAUGUCAAUAAAUAUUAUGCUUAUAUAUAUUUAUAAUAUAAUAUUUAAAAAAAAAAAAAUAUACGAUAACGAACGAACAAAAAUCCCAUCGAAUCAGUAAACUGAAUCUCUGCAAUGCUAGUUUUUAUUUACUAAGAAAGUCAACAAACUUAUUAUUAUUUUUUAAAAAAUAAAUUUAUGUAUACAAAAGUAUUCAGAAAUUUUAAACUUUUGACUUAAUGAUUAUUUUAUAUCUAAUCUUGACAUUAACAUAUUUUUUUUAUUUUAAUAAAAUUCAUCAUUUUUUACCGCAAUCUUCGUUAAAUUCCACAAAAGAACAUUUUUAUCUUAAAUUUGUUACAGAUGACGCAACCGUAGUUAAAAUAACCCAAGUAAUAACUUAAAUACCAAAUGACUAGAUACAAUUAUUUUUUUUUUAAAGAUAUAUGUGCGUAAUUAUAUGAAAAUGCAUAAUUACACAUGUAUUUUAAAAUUAAAAUAAAAUGAUUUUUGUUCAGAAAUUAUAGUUUUCAGUAAUUUCUGGUCAGAAAUUUACCAAAUGAGUAUUUUAAAAUAUUUAAAGUUAUCUUUCUCUGGUUGUUUUUUCUCUGGUUUAAGUCAAUAAAUCUCACGCUCACUCGACUAAUUAAUCAUCCCAAGUAAUUUUAAUAAUUAAUAAAUAGAAAAAUAAUAAUUAAGUGUGGUGUCAAUUGAUUAAUGUACGCAAUUUUUUAUGUUUUUUAUACUUGUAGUUAUCUCGGCUCUAUUGAAUUAGAUAAAAAUAAAAAAAUUAAAUUUUUUUAAAUAAACAUGAUCAAUUAACAAAAAUAUCCAUUGCGAAUUAUAAAAUGGAAGAAUAAAAAAAAAAUAUAAAAUAUCAAUAAAAAUUGUGGCUUCCAUAGAAAUAAAAUUUGAAAAAAUGAUAAUAAUAAACAAUAAACUGUUCAAUGUUCAGGCAUCAAAGUCAACAAUAAUUAUAUUGUCGUAAUAAAAAACUCAAUUAAUAAUUAUAAAAUAAUAGUAAACCGUUUUCGUUUUUACAAUUGAUACAAUAAUUAAAUAAAUAAAUAAAUAUAUAUAUAUAUAUAUAUAUAUAUAUAUAUAUAAAUAAAUUUUACAACUUACAUGUCAGACUGACUGCGGACAUUUGUCCAUGACCAUAAAAAAAAAAAAUAACGACUUUUAAAUCCAUAUAUCACGUUAAAGAUUGUCCUCACAUUGAACAUUAUUAAUUAAAACAUUAAAUAAUAAUAAUUAUUAUUAUUAAAACCAAACCUUGUUUAUAAUUUUGUAAAUAACAACUCAGUAAUUGAAAUUUAUAAGAGAUUAAAAUUUUUAAAAUUAAGUUAAAAUUUUUUCACAGCCUAAUUAAUUUAAAAAACAAACAAACAAACGAUUAAUUAAUUAAAUUGUCGGUUUAAAUACUUUGUGUACUUGUACCAUUAUAAAAAAAUGUUUUUGCACUCGACUGUAAAAAAUUACAAAAAAAUUAUUCAAAUGCAUAAUAAUUUAAAUUAAAAAAUUUUUUUAAUAAUUACACCGAGUUGUAGAAUAAAUUAGACUAAGACGUAAGUUCUUAAUUAAAAAAAAAAGAAAAAUUAAUUAUAAUUGAAGAAAUGUUCAUCUUAAUACAGUAGUUUAGAUAUAAAUAUAUAAAUAAAUAUAUAAUUAUUAAUUACUGGGUUAUUUGAGACCUAGUAAUUUAUUAUUAUUAUUAUAAAUAAAUAAUCUGGUCUUAAUACAGCAUUUGAGAUAAAAACGCAAAUAUAGUUUUUAGUAAACUUGUAAAAGUUAUUUAUGGCUCUUGUGCAUUGUUCAAAGUAUUUAUUGAUACCAAUUAUAAAUAUGAUUAUUAAGAAGAUGAUAACUAUGAUGAUGAUGAUGACGAUAAUCAUGUAAUGGAAUAAUAAUAAUAAUAAUAACAAUUAUUGUAAUUUAGUUACGGCGUUGUGUAACUGUAGAUUUUUUUAGAUAUAGAAAAACAAAAAAAAUAUUUAAUUACUUUUUUUUUUAUCAUAAUUGCGAUAAAACGCAUUUCAACAAUUAUAUAUAUAUAUAUUCAUUUUUUUUGUUUAAUAUAUUAUUUAAUAUGCAGCACAGAGAUCAAUUA